Molecule: messenger RNA, 2256 nt
Organism: Lodderomyces pseudojiufengensis
Lineage: Eukaryota; Fungi; Ascomycota; Pichiomycetes; Serinales; Debaryomycetaceae
Gene: FAA2-3
Product: Faa2-3p
Exons: 1
Coding region: 1-2256 (751 amino acids)
Biological process (GO): long-chain fatty acid metabolic process
Cellular component (GO): endoplasmic reticulum; membrane
Molecular function (GO): long-chain fatty acid-CoA ligase activity
Source: RefSeq, a predicted model, not a curated record
AUGUCCAUUAAAUUACCUUCAAUAACAGAUUCAGAUUUUGAAUCAAUUUAUGCAUUAGAUGAAAAAGAUUAUAUUUUUAAUCCAAAUAAUGAUAUACCAAUAGAAUCAUUAAUUAAUUAUAAUUUACCAAUCCCACAAGAAUAUAGUGGUCAUUCAAUAAAAAUUCCAGGAACUUCAAAACCAGGAUAUUCUGAAAUUUAUAGAAAUGCAAGUUUACCAAAUAAUUUAAAAAAUUUUAUUGUUCCAGAAUUAAAUACUUAUCAUGCUUUGAUUAAAUCAUCAGUUGAAAGACAUGGUGAUUCAUCUUGUUUGGCUUAUCAUGAAUAUGAUUAUGAGAAUGAUUUACAUUUAGAAAGAUAUAAUUCAUUAACUUAUAAUGAAGUAAAUAAUAAAAAAAUUAAUUUUGCAUCUGGUUUAUUCUUUUUAAUAAAUUCAAAUCCUUUCAAGAAUUUAGAAUUAGAAUCUCAUUUAAAAAUUAUAAAUCAUGAAAGAGAUUAUCAAAAUUAUAAUGAAAAUAAUAUGUCAUUUAUUGUUACAUUUUAUUCAGGUAAUAGAAUUGAAUGGAUUAUAUCAGAUUUAGCAUGUUCUUCAAAUUCUUUAACAUCUACUGCAUUAUAUGAUACAUUAGGUGAAUCAUCAUCAAAAUAUAUUUUAGAAAUUACUCAAUCUCCAAUAAUUAUAUGUUCAAGAAAUAAAAUUGAAAAAUUAAUCGAAUUAAAAAAACAAUAUCCAAAAGAAUUAGAAUCUUUAAUUAUGAUUAUUUCAAUGGAUCCAUUGAAUAAAAAGGCAUCUUCACUAACCAAACUAGCAGAAGAAAAUAAUAUAAAAUUAUAUGAUUUUAUUCAAGUUGAAAAAAUUGGUGAAAUUUUUCCCCAUACUGAAACAUUACCAAAACCUGAAACAACAUAUACAUUAACUUUUACAUCAGGUACUACAUCAAACCCAAAGGGAGUAGUAUUACCUCAUAGAACAAUAGUAGCAGCAUGUUUAUCAUUUGCUUAUUUAAUGCCUCAUCAUAAUAAAAUGAAAGAAUUUGCUUUUUUACCAUUAGCUCAUAUAUUUGAAAGACAUAUGUCAGCAUCAGUAUUAACAUUUGGUGGAGAAGUUGCAUUUCCAAGAUUAGGUGGUUCAGCAAUAACUUUAUUUCAAGAUUUAAAAUUAUACAAACCAACUUUUUUAGCUUGUGUUCCUAGAAUUUUUAGUAAAAUUGAAUCACUAAUUAAAAAUGCUACUAUUGAUUCAAAUUCAACAUUUAAUAGAAUUACAUAUUCACAAGCUUUUGAAACUAAAAGAAUAAAACAAUUAGAAGAUGGAAAUAAAGGAAAUCAUUUUAUAUAUGAUACAAUAUUAAUCAAGAGAUUAAGAUCAUUAAUUGGAUUUGAUAAUAUGGAAGUAUGUUUUACAGGAGGUGCUCCAAUAAGUGGAGAAACUAUAAAAUUUUUAAGAUCAAGUUUAGGUAUUGGAUUUACUCAAGGUUAUGGAUCAAGUGAAUCAUUUGCUGGAAUGUUAAUGGCAUUACCAUUACAAUAUUCAAGUAUUGGUACAUGUGGAGCCAUAGCUCCUACAGUUGAAGCAAGAAUACGUGAAAUUCCAGAAAUGGGAUAUUAUUUAAAUGAUAAAGGAGGACCUCGUGGUGAAUUACAAUUAAGAGGUCCUCAAAUGUUUAGUCACUACUACAAGAAUCCAGAAGAAACUUCAAAAUCUAUUGAUUCAGAAGGUUGGUUUUCAACUGGUGAUGUUAUACAAAUUACAAAUGAAGGUUGGUUUAUAAUAUUUGAUAGAGUUAAAAAUUUUUAUAAAUUAUCUCAAGGUGAAUAUGUUACACCUGAAAAAAUUGAAAAUUUAUAUUUGACUUCAAAUUCAAUUAUAACUCAAGUUUUUGCACAUGGAGAUUUUAAUCAAUCAUAUUUAGUGGGGGUAAUAGGUAUUGAUCCAUUAUCAAUAAAGACAUUUUUAACAAGUAAAUGUAAUAUUCAACCAGAUCAAAUUUCAACAAAUCAAGAUUUAUUGGAAGUGGUAAAUAAAAGAGAAAUUAAAACUUCAAUCUUAUUAUAUUUAAAUACAAAUGUAGGAUCAAAAUUAAAUGGAUUUGAAAAAAUUCAAAAUAUUUAUUUAGAAAUUGAUCCAUUAACUUUAGAUCGUAAUGUUAUUACUCCUACUUCAAAAUUAAAAAGAUCUAUAGCUUCAAAUUUUUUUAAAAAUCAAAUUGAUAUGAUGUAUAAAGAAGGUUCUAUUAUUAAAGAUUUAAAAUUAUAG